Messenger RNA from Spodoptera frugiperda (fall armyworm), 1166 nucleotides. RefSeq lists its product as uncharacterized. Lineage: Eukaryota; Metazoa; Arthropoda; Insecta; Lepidoptera; Noctuidae. Bases 89 to 904 code for a protein of 271 amino acids. Gene Ontology annotation, molecular function: zinc ion binding; ferrous iron binding; oxidoreductase activity, acting on single donors with incorporation of molecular oxygen. The record is from RefSeq and is a predicted model, not a curated record. The transcript is spliced from 2 exons.
AAAAACCAAUGACAAACGCAGUUGCAUUACUCACGAACGCAGUUGCAGUGUUAUUAACAAUUAAAUUUUAUAACAAAAAUCAAACAAAAUGGAGGACGUAUAUUUCGCGCCAUCGCUGUUUUUAAAUCAUGGCGGCGGUCCGUACCCCGUUUUGGGUGAGAAGAACAAUUUGGAGAUCGCUGACGCGUUGAGAAAUGUCUCGAAUUAUGUGGAUUUGGGUCGUUUGGGGGCCAUAGUGGUGGUGACGGCGCAUAGGGAGGAGGAUGUGGUCACUAUAUCGUCUGCGGAACGACAUUCCUUGGUCUAUGAUUAUAAUAAUUUCCCACCUGAAUGUUAUAAGUACCAAUAUAACGCGCCAGGCGAUCCAGUAUUAGCGACAAGAAUACACGAAGCGUUCAAAGCCGCGGGCAUCGCGUCCCGAUUGGACGACCAAAGAGGCUGGGACCAUGGCGUCUUCAUACCGAUGAUGUUGAUUCACCCCAAGGCAGAUAUACCCAUCAUACAAGUCUCUAUAUUGAAGAACCAAAACGCGGCACAACAUUACGAAAUAGGACGAGUCUUGUACCAAUUCAGGAAAGAAGGAGUCGCCAUAUUUGGAUCAGGAUUCUCCUACCACAAUGAAGAUGGAUUCCAAAGAGCUAAACGUUGUAAUGAUAGCUUAAUUGAAAAUGUUGAUUUUGAUAGUUUUUUGAAUGAAGUGUGUACUGGGGAUGAGGGGGAGAGAAAGAGAAUAGUGUUUUGGGAGCAGGAGAAGGGGGGGUAUGAGAGUCAUCCUUUGGGAGAGGCUGACCAUCUAAUGCCGCUGAUUGUCAACGCAGGAGCUGGUGGGCCAAAGUGCGGGAGAAAGAUUUUUGAUUCUGUGUACGCAAACAAAUUCAAAAUUAGUGGGUUUAUUUGGGAAUAGAUUAGCUGUGGAUCUCAUGUCCGAAUACUCAAACGCUAGUCAAUUUUAAGACGCUCUCAAAACUAGUUCUGUCCCUAUCAAUUCUUUAUAAAAUGACAGAGAUAGCACGAUAUUUAAGCACAACUUAAAAUUGAGUAGCGUUUCAGUAUUCGGGCGUCAGUCUCAGUAUUAUAAAUAUUUUUAUAUACCUAAUCAUGAUUCAUUCCAUUCUAUUAUAUUUUGUUUUAUAAAAUACUCAUACUCAUUGAAAAUAAAGAACGAU